UACACUUCCUGUAACAUUGAGGUUAGCCGCUCUAAGCUCUCGGGUUCUGAAGCAGGAAUGGAGGACGAUGAUGUUGAUCGACAAAUUGAAGAAGAAAUAGAACUUGAAUUAAGCAAAAUCAGUUUUUCAUCCUCUGAAGUAGAUGAUCCUGAUCUUGAUCCUGAUUUAUCAGCAGAGGCUUCAAGUGACAGCGAACCACUUUCAGAUGACCUACCAGAAUCAGUUAUCCAUUAUUUGAAUUUUGUGAAGAGGAGCAGCCACGAUGCAGAAAAGUUCAUUUUGCAAGAUUGGGAAAACGAUGAAAUAUCAAGUAAUAUAUACAAGGUAGUUCCUAAUAAUGCUUCAGAGUACUUGGCUGAGUUGGCUUCUGAAUAUAAUGAAGAUCCAGAAGAAUUAAAGAAAAGGGUAUUGUCUGAAAUAGAAGAUGAAGAACAACAGAUGAAUGUGACUUCUGAUAAUACAAUAGAGGCCAAUGAUAAUGGAGACAUUGCUUCCAGUGAAAUUGCUGAUAGAUGUUCUUUGGCAGAUGACGGUGGCACAGACCUUAGCUUUACUUUCCAAGAAGUUGAAGAAAGAUGCAAGCGAGAAUAUGAGCUCUGGGAAGAAAAGCAAAAUGAACUAGAAAAUGAAAGAAUAAAACAGUUGACAAUUAUGAAGUGCAUGGAAAAAACGCAAAAUGAGGAGGAGGAGAAAAGGAGGCAACUACGGCAGGAGGAACUGGAAGCUGAAAGAAUGAAGUUAGAAAUGUUCCAUGCGCAACAACAGGCAGUGAUGGAAAAGGAGCUGAUGAAAGAGGAGAAGUCUUGGGAAGAACAAAUGAGACGGCACGAGGAGUUGAUUCAUAACUUACAGAUACAAAUAGAAGAAGAAAAGAAGGCAUUUGAAGAACAACAAGCUAUGGAAAGACAACACUUGGCAGAACUGCAGAAUAUGGCUGCUGUAAAAAUCCAAGCUACCUUUAGAGCCUUCUUGGUGUACAAAAAAUAUUCCCCUGUCUUGAAAGAAAGGAAAAAAGAACUAGAAAAGCAAAGAGAAUUGCAAGAAGCGAUGGAAAGGGAAAGGAAAGAAAAGGAGGAAAGAUGGAUGAAAAGGGCCCUAGAGAAGAAGGAACAAGAGGAGAAAGAAAGAAAGAGAAGGGAAGAAAAAAAGAGGCAAGAACUUGAGGAAAAGAUGAAGAGGCAUGAAGAAUAUGAAAAGAAGAAAGAAAUUUUGAGAUUUCAGCGAGAACAACUAAUAUUGGAAGAACUGAAAAGGACAGAAAAAGACCAGCUAGAAUUUGUGAUAGAAAAGAAAAUGGAGUCUGAAAAUGUGGAUAAAGAAAAACUGCUGGCUAAAAACAGAAAAAUAGUUAAAGAAGUCAAAGGAGAUGAUGAAACUGAAAAAUCAGAAAGGCAAAUGAAGCUGGACAAUAUUGAUAAUGUUACAAAAAUAACAAAGAAAUUAAAAGCAAAAGAAGAGGUAGAAGAACGAAAGGAAGAAGAAACUCUCACAAUAAAAAGGGGAAUGGGGCCCCCAAAUACAGAGAAGGCUUUAGAAAUAGCAAAUAAGGAGGAAGAAAUCAAAAAGGUAAAAAAACAGGAGGAAGCUAAAUAUGGAAGAAUGAAAUUAAUUGAGGAAAAGCAACAGAAAAAUGAAACACAGGAAAAAUGGUAUGAGAAAGAGAAACAAGAUGAAAUACAUGAAAUGAUGCAUGUAGGGAAUGAUGACAGAGACCGUUUUUUGACAACUGUGGAAUUUCAGGGAAAUGGUAAUACAAAUGUUGUCAAUAAUGAAACUAUUACAAUAGUUAAUCAGGAAAACAGCAGGCAUAGCAGUUGUAUCAGCAUGGAUGUUCAGCUAGAUUCUGGAGGCACUGGACAGACAGAUGGAUCUUAUGCAUCUGAAAAUAUUAAAACAGAGCUUGCUUUAAAAGAAAUUCAUGAAGAAGUCACUAGUCGGGCCAGACAUGAGAAUCCAGUCAAUUCUUUUGAGCAACCGCUCGUGCUUUCAGAUUCUAUUGAAAAGAAGAGGUUAGCGUGGAUGAAAGGAUGUAAAUCCUGGUCUAGAAUUUAUAGGGAACAUCAGGGGAAGAAAAUAGUUGAAAGAAGCAGGCCACGGAAAUGCUCCUCUGGUCUGUUGCCUCCUCUGAGUGCUGCCAUGAUAAUGCAGGCUGGCCCUUGGAAUUCUCUGCAACAGGUGACCACAGUUACCUUUCAAGAUUUGCCGGGCUGCAGCCUCUCCACGUUGUCACAGUGUUCAAAGCUACAAUUUUUGAGUCUCAGACGUUGUGGAUUGCUUUCUUUGGAAGGACUCAGCAACUGCAAAGAUCUAAAAUACAUAGAUGCAGAGGGAAACAAUAUUAAGGGGAUUAAUUGUGAGAAUCUAGAAAAUCUCUGCAUUCUAAUUCUGAACAAAAAUGACAUUUCAUCCCUUCAUGGUUUAUAUGGCUGCACUAAUCUCUGGAAUCUUGAACUUUCCUACAAUAAAAUCACUCGAAUUGGUGGAUUGGAGUCAUUGAAAAAUCUUCAACGACUUGUUGUUGAUCACAAUCAAUUGAUCAGCACCAAAGGACUAUCUCAUACUCCUACUCUAGUGUAUAUAGAUUGUUCCUUUAAUCAUCUUACUCAUAUUGAUGGCAUUGAAAAUUGUGGCCUUCUUCAAAUUCUGAAGUUACAAGGGAAUAACCUCAAUGAGUUCCCCAGCCUGGAAAAUCAUGUUUUGCUAAGAGAAUUAUACUUGGAAGACAACAGCAUUUCAACUUUGGGAAAGCUUUCUACAUAUUGGCUGCCUUUGCUACAGAUACUUUUUAUCUCACAAAACAGUUUGACUGAACUUGCACCUCUUUUUUCGUGUGUGUCUUUGGAAAAGCUAGAUAUCAGUAACAACUGCUUAUUAGAUCUUAACAGUGUCAUUCAGUGGCUUUAUGGUUGUGAUAGCCUAAGAGAAUUAUCCUUGCAAGGAAAUCCACUUCUUCAAGAGGAGAACUGGAGGCGGUUUUUACUUAAAGUUCUUCCCAGUUUGAAUGUGCUUAAUGAUGAAAACAUAAAGUCUGAUGCAGAAAAUGCAGAUGAAAGAAUGAUAAACAAACCACAGCCAGGAAGCUUUGCAGCAUUUUGUCAAGCUCAGAUUCAAAAAAUUGAUUUAGUCAGCAAAAAAGCCACAACUAGGUUAAUUGAAUUCUCUACAGAUGCUGUACAGCUCCAGAGUUGGUAUCUUAAGAAGCUGAUGAAGCUAAGUAGUGAGCACCGUUACGCACAUGAAUAUGGACUUCUAAAUGCUACUGAAGGAGAGGAACCAGGAAAACGGACAGAUACUUUGAACCAAGAAGCCAUUAACAUCACAGAGCAAAAUAACUUAUGUAUAACUGGUGUAAAACAAAAUAAUCAGGACUCAUUCAUUAUGGCUGAAAGACGGAGUGCUCUUGGCCACACUCAGGCUAUGUCCGUUAACUCUUUCGUGACAGUGUCUGGAAUGGGGAAGAACGAAGAACACAGACAAGAGGACAUUAUUCAACAUUCCCUUAAUCACAACGAGGAAAGCAAAGAUAACGUAUUAAUCAGUCUACAGAGAAACACAUCCAGCAAGCAAAUCAUGGAAAGCAAUGGAGGAAAUUAUCUUCAACAUUUUGACAGUUCACAAAACUUGGCAGCCACAGUUAUCCAAUCACACUGGCGAAGCUACUGUGUUCGUAAAAAGAUAAAUUUCCAUACGUGGCAACAUCUGGCUGCAACUGUGAUCCAGUCUUAUUGGCGAAGCUACUGUACCAGAAAAAAGAUUGUCAACCGAAAGAAGGAAGAUCACCAUGAUUCCAUGGCCAAGCAUAAAGCUGCUACCAAGCUUCAGGCACUCUGGAAAGGUUUCCGUCUGCGAAAGAAACUGGCCAGUGCUUUGGCAGCUGUUAAAACUGAUGAAGCUGAUGAUGACUAUAGCGGAAUAGAUGUGGAUGCCUUUAUGUUUGAUGAAGCUGUCAUAGAAAAAGAAUGGCCAGCUUUGGAUUCCACCCGCUUCCUUUCACAAACACUGCUAUUCUCAGACCAAUUGCCCUCGCCAAAGUAUAAUGAACCUACAGGAUGUGGAGACAAUUCACAUCAUUUAAAGUUGCUUCCACAUAAAACUCGGCAGCUUAAGGAAAGACCCAAAUCAUUCUUGUCAGAAAGCAGUCAGAAUAGUAACAGGUCAGAGAACACUCUCUCACAGCUCUCUGACCUGAAACUCCCCCAAAGGUCAUCACAAAGAUCAGAAAAAGAAGAAAAAAUUUCAGAAGAAUGGGGUUUUAAAGACAUUUCUACGGCACAGUUGAUGCUAAAGAGAGCACAUAAAAUGAAAGCAAAGAAAUCUAAUAAGUUUGACCCAGCUGUGCGCCUGGCGUUGUUCAAAAACAAUGAAAAUAAACAUCCCCCUGUGAAACCACCAAAGAAGGCACAGACUGCAAAAACUGGUUACUUUGAAGGUAAGGAAGAAGCAUUUGCUUAUAGUUCCGCAGAGAAGAUGGAAAGGAGCAAAGAACGUACAUACCACUGGCUUCAUACACAGGUUUGGGAUUUUGAAGCAACUAGCCCCACAAAUGAAAAAUGCAAGCAUUUCCUACCUGAGAUAGAUCCAGAAGUUAUCAAGGGAGGAAGAGUUCAACUUGUGACAAGCCCUGUAAGGAGAGAAGACACGGAUUUAGAGCUUGUUUCCAUGACCAGUGGAAGUACUUUGACUCAGAACAAAGAAAAAAAUAAUCAGCCACACAGACACUCUGCAGGACCUUCAAAAAUUGAAGGCAAAAAAGAGUAUAGUAUGCAAUUAAUCCACAAACAGCAGUUAAGCACAUACUGCGAAAAGGAUGCUCCUGUGCCUGAAAGAUCACUUUUGGGGCCCUCGCAUAAAGAGCGGAUAUCAUUUCGAGACCAUCCAGUUCAGCUCAGCGGUGGAUGGGGAAGUGGCAAAAAGAAGGCAAAAGCUUUGAAAUAGUCAUUGGACCUUCAGCAUUUAAAACAUAUGGUGAGCCUGUGCAUUGUCAUUCUUUUUGGAUUCUGCAGAUGGAAAGUUCCUCAGCUCCAUGUAUGCUGUAUUUUAUUUUAUGCUGCAUGAUUUCCCACCUUUUCUUCUUCUUCUUCUUCUUUGGCUAAGUUCUUUUAUAAAUGUCAGAGAAAUUACAAUAUUUGUAUCUGAAAUUUAUUUUUGCAGUAUGGUUUAAAAGCAUGUAUGGAAUUAUUAUAAAGCGGCUGGUAUGAUCCGGUGAACAAAUGGAUGUAUACAUACAAUAAUGGUUUGUGAUUACGCAGUGGUAUGUGACUGAGAUAGCCUGCUCCACAGUUGGACUCAAGUACAUGUGUUUAAACUCGUUUACUGCACCUCUCAAUCAAGCAAAACAAAUCAAAAUCAAUUUGGCUCAAAUCUAGGUAUUUUGCUUCUUUGCUUUGUAGAUUGGAAUAUGUAUCUGUUAAAAAGUAAAAUGUGGAAUGUCCAUCUUAUUCCAAACAUAUUAAUGAUGUAAAUCUGUUUUGUGUAAAAAUGCAUCAAAUUCUCCCCAGCAGUUGCACAUCCCAGUGGGGUGAAUGAAUGCACAUUCACAGCACGUUAAAAUUCGGUAAUGUGAUAUUAAGAUCUGUUUCAUAAUUCCAAAUUCCAAAUUUCAUCACACA
Zootoca vivipara (common lizard) is the source of this 5609-nucleotide messenger RNA. RefSeq names its product leucine rich repeats and IQ motif containing 1 (gene LRRIQ1). Gene Ontology annotation, molecular function: protein binding. Lineage: Eukaryota; Metazoa; Chordata; Lepidosauria; Squamata; Lacertidae. The record is from RefSeq and is a predicted model, not a curated record.